This is a messenger RNA of Myotis myotis, 5282 nucleotides long. RefSeq names its product desmoglein 1 (gene DSG1). Bases 212 to 3385 code for a protein of 1057 amino acids. The transcript is spliced from 17 exons. Lineage: Eukaryota; Metazoa; Chordata; Mammalia; Chiroptera; Vespertilionidae. Gene Ontology annotation, cellular component: plasma membrane; desmosome. The record is from RefSeq and is a predicted model, not a curated record. Gene Ontology annotation, biological process: homophilic cell-cell adhesion. Gene Ontology annotation, molecular function: calcium ion binding; gamma-catenin binding.
UCUGAGCUCCCACUGGCAAAACUUCAGAGAGAACAAACAUGCUGGGGAGAGAAGAUGAUCCUUUAGAGAAAAGAGCACAGGCUGCCCUGGACUGAGGCUGGCCGCCUGAAGGCAGAGGACCUCGGAAUUACACCGGCCGGCCGAGUGGGGGAAAGCAAAGGAAGAGAGAACCACCAGACUCCAGGCCUGGAUGUAAGAGAGCCGGGCAGCGAUGGGCUGGCACAUCAGGAUCGCUGCGGCGCUGGUCACCCUUCUGGUGUUGGUGGAAGUUAACAGUGAGUUUCGAAUCCAGGUCAGAGAUUAUAACGCUAAGAAUGGCACCAUCAAGUGGCACUCCAUCAGGAGGCACAAGCGCGAGUGGAUCAAGUUUGCAGCAGCCUGCCGGGAAGGCGAAGACAACUCAAAGAGGAACCCAAUCGCCAAAAUUCAUUCAGAUUGUGCUGCAAACCAGCAAGUUACCUACCGCAUCUCUGGAGUAGGAAUUGAUCAACCACCUUUUGGAAUCUUCGUUAUUAACCAAAAAACUGGUGAAAUUAACAUAACAUCCAUAGUUGAUCGAGAAGUCACCCCGUUUUUCAUUAUCUACUGCCGGGCUCUGAACUUACAGGGCCAAGAUUUAGAGAGGCCCCUGGAGCUCCGAGUCCGAGUUCUGGAUAUAAAUGACAACCCGCCAGUAUUUUCUAUGUCUAGUUUCCUAGGACAAAUAGAAGAAAACUCUAAUGCAAAUACGCUGGUGAUGAGACUCAAUGCUACUGAUGCAGAUGAACCCAAUAAUUUGAACUCAAAAAUCGCCUUUAAGAUUAUCAGCCAGGAACCUUCUGAUUCACCCAUGUUUAUUAUCAACAGAUACACUGGAGAAAUUCGGACAAUGAAUAAUUUUCUAGACAGAGAGCAAUACAGCCAAUAUUCUCUUGCUGUAAGAGGCUCAGACCGAGACGGCGGGGCAGAUGGCAUGUCAGCAGACUGCGAAUGCAGCAUCAAAAUCCUCGAUGUCAAUGACAACAUCCCAUACCUGGAAGGGUCUUCGUAUGAACUAGAGAUCGAAGAAAACUCUCUGAACUCAAAUUUGCUCCAACUCAGAGUCAUUGACUUGGACGAGGAGUUCUCCGCUAACUGGAUGGCUGUCAUUUUCUUCAUCUCUGGAAAUGAGGGGAACUGGUUUGACAUAGAAAUGAACGAAAGAACCAAUGUGGGGACUUUAAGGAUUAUUAAGCCCUUGGAUUAUGAAGCCAUGAACAAUCUGCAACUCAGUAUCGGUGUUAGAAAUAAAGCUGAAUUUCAUCAAUCAAUUAUGUCUCAAUAUAAACUCACAGCGACAGCAAUCUCCGUGACUGUGGUAAAUGUAAUUGAAGGCUCAGUGUUCCAUCCAGGUUCAAAGACAUUUGUAGUAACUAGUAACAUGGGACAGAAUUCUAGAGUGGGAGAUUUUAUAGCUACUGACCUGGACACUGGCGGACCUUCAACAAAAGUUAGAUACGUAAUGGGAAAUAAUCCAGCUGACCUACUCUCUGUUGACUCAAAAACGGGCAUUAUUACUUUGAGAAAUCAAGUUACCAUGGAACAAUAUAAUAUGCUUAAUGGAAAAUACCAAGGAACAAUUCUAUCUAUAGACGAUGGUCUUCAAAGAACUUGUACUGGUACAAUUAAUAUUGAUCUUCAAGGUUCUGGCUGGGCAACUUCUGAAACCACUCCAAAAUAUAACACAGAUCAAGGUGAUACUGGUACUGGUGGUGGUACAGGUGAACUUACUACUGGUGAAGUCACUGUCAACACACAAAGCAACAAUGGCAAUGUCGAUGGAGGUGUAACAGAUGGUUAUGAUAGAGAACCCAUAGGCGUGCCCAUGUUUCCAGAUAAUGUACAUUUUGGUCCCGCUGGCAUUGGACUGCUCAUCAUGGGAUUCUUGGUCCUAGGAUUGGUCCCAUUCUUGUUGAUCUGCUGUGACUGUGGAGGCGCCCCUGGUGGCGGAGCCGGCUUCGAGCCUGUUCCUGAGUGUUCAGAAGGGGUAAUGCAUCCGUGGGCAGUGGAAGGACCGGGGCCUGAGCCUGGGAUUAUCACCACCAUCCCUAUACCACAAAUUCCACCAGGAGGGAAUAUAAUCCAAUGUGUUGACACUUCAGGGGUUUAUACAAAUGAGUAUGGUGGCAGAGAAAUGCAAGAGAUGGAAGGAGAAGAAAGAAUGACAGGAUUUGAAUUAGCGGAUGGAGUUAAAUCAUCAGGAGAACCUGAGAUCUGUCAAGAAUAUUCUGGAACAUUAAGAAGAAAUUCUAUGAGGGAAUGUAGAGAAGGUCUGAACAUGGACUUUAUGGAAAGUUACUUCUGCCAGAAAGCAUAUGCUUAUGCCGAUGAAGACGAAGGGCGCCCGUCCAAUGACUGUCUGCUCAUAUAUGAUAUUGAAGGUGUGGGUUCCCCCGCUGGCUCUGUGGGCUGUUGUAGCUUCAUUGGAGAAGACUUUGAUGACAGUUUCUUGGAUACACUGGGGCCUAAAUUUAAGAGGCUGGCAGAUAUCAGCCUGGGGAAAAAUGUCGAAUCAUAUCCAGAUUUUGAUCUCCCUUGGCCUGAGAGCACUGAACCGAUUUACCCUCAGCAGGGAUCAGAGCCCGUUGCUAGUGGACGCCCACCCAUCUCCCCAUGCUAUGGCACGACUACAGUCAUUUCUGAGAGUGCCUACCCCUCUGGCCCUGGUGUUCAGCAUCCUAUGUCCAUUCCUGACCCCCUGAGCUAUGGUAAUGUCACUGUGACUGAGUCCUACGCCACCUCUGGCACUCUGAAGCCCUCUGUCCACAUCCAUGACAACCGGCACGCCUCCAACGUGGUGGUGACAGAGAGGGUGGUCGGCCCCAUCUCUGGUGCCGACUUGCAUGGGAUGCUAGAGAUGCCUGACCUAAGAGAGGGGUCAAACGUCAUAGUGACAGAAAGGAUAAUAGCUCCAGGUUCAAGUCUACCCACCACUCUGACCAUCCCUGAUCCCAGAGAGUCUUCCAACGUGGUAGUGACAGAAAGGGUAAUCCGGCCAACUUCUGGCAUGAUGGGCAGCCUGAAUGUGCACCCUGACCUAUCCAAUGCCCACAACGUGAUUGUGACCGAGAGGGUUAUGUCUGGCUCUGGCGUAACUGGAUUUAGUGGCCCAGCGGGGAUCAUUGGUGGCAGUGGCACAGUCGGCAGUGGCCUGGUUGGCAGUGAAGCUGGAAUAGGUGGUGGUGGCUUCGGGCUGAGCAGCCUGGGGGGAGGCGGAGGCCUGAGUAGCAGCAUGGGGGGGACAGCCACCAUCGGCCAUAUGAGGAGCUCCUCUGACCAUCACUUUAGCCAGACCCUUGGAUCCACUUCCCCUAGCACAGCCCGAAGUCGAAUCACCAAGUACAGUACCGUGCAAUAUACUAAGUAGCCAGGGUCCCAGCACACUUUUUCUCAGAGAUUGAGAGUUAGCUCCAAUUCCCACCCCCAAAAAGCUGACAACGGGAUUUGUGAUGAGCAACCAGGUGCUAAGGAAAGUGUGGAGCACCGUUCCCUCCAACCACCAGGAGGAAAACAGACGGAAACGGGUUGUUGGGCAAGAGGCCUCCUUAGCAUGGGUUCACCCUUUUCUUGAAUUAGUCCCAGUGGAGUCACGAGACAGCAUUCUCUGUGCUUCUGCGUGGCCUGCAGUGCAUCUCCAGCAUGUGGAAGAAAGAAAACGCAGCCAGGUAAAAGCGCUGGCCUUCACAUGGCAGUUGGCAUCAAUCUCUUGCUAUUUUUUGACUUGCUAUGCACUUCCUGCAAUAUUUAAAAAGAACUACACAUGCACUAUGUGUUCGUGUAUGUGGGAAGAGUUUGAAAUUUGUGCCAAAUGCCCUGUCAGUUUCAUAGAUAAUAUAAAUAAAAAUCCAACCACAUAGUCAGACCACGGUUAACCAUUAAAGAAACAAGAAUCUGGCACCACAGCCAAGUCCACAAGCCACCAAGCGCUCCGACCUUAAUAACUGCACUGGGUCAGACAACCCGCAGAUGAGGGACUGUUUUCUGGGAGGGAAGUUCCAUAGAGAGUGGCCACAGGGCGAGGUCCAUUUGGGGUAAACUGGCCCAUUUGCUCUGAGUCUGAAUCUUGAGAUGGGGCUGCAGCUAGAAUUCUUCUGUCAAGACUUUCCUGCUUCUAGUUUGUGUUUAGUGUAGAUGCAAUAGUGACUGAUACCGCCUACUAGGGAGGUGGCAGGAUUUCACACCCAUGUCUCCCUUUCCUGCUGCAGCUCUGACUUAAGAAAGGAGAAGUGCCAAGUGUGCUUCUCAGAUUAAAGCAGAGAACACGUGGCACUGUUGUCCUCUCUAGCGGCAGGUCACCUCCCCAGGAAGCAGGCGGGAACUGCGCUGUAUUCUCAGAUUGUGUGUUUAGUUAAGUGUUGUUCAUUUAUAUUCAGCUCUCUACUAUACAGCUCCUCAGUUAAAAUGGUUUACUUAAGCUGAGCUGCAUGGUUAAGCUUUGGGGGAAUUUUUUAAAGGUUAUCCUUAAAAAGUGUUUAGAACAUGUAAAAUGUUUGCUGGGGUAAGUUAGAAUUGUUCCGUCAAGUAAUACUGCACUGUUAGUUUGAAGUGAAUUUACUACUUUUUUGAACAGCCCUCUGUUGCUAUUUUGAAGGGAUCAACUAGGAACUUUUAACAGAGUCGAUGAUAUUGUGUUAACACAAAUGAAAUUGUACUAGACAAUCCCAUUUCAUUAUUCUAUCCCACUGCCAACUGACUUUUCGCACUAGCAUAAACUUUACAUUUCUGAUUUGAUUUGUCAAUAUGUUCUUGGUUUACACAUGCUCCAAUUUAUAGAUUCCAAAUUAUAUCCUAUGGCAUAUUUUUCUAGCUCUAAAUUUUAGUAAUGUACAUUUCUGUGUGUUUGCUAUACAGUAUUACCUGGUUAAAGGUCUGUAAAUAGAAUCAAAGCAUUGUUAGCCAGAAGUAAAUUUACCAUUGCAUGGUAAAGGAACUUUUUUUUUUCGUUUCUAAAUCCAGUGAGAAUAUGAGUUCAUUAAAAUAAAACUGGAUAUGACAACAUCUUGUAAGGAUUAUUCCCCCCAUUAUUCAAGUUUCCCAAGGUUUUACAGAUCAAAGAAUAUUCAACUUCCAACUCUUGUCAAAAGGGGUUGGGGAAUGAAUUAUUUUACCUAUAGCUGUUCUGCUCUAUGUUAUAGCAGAUGAUGUCAAUAUUUUCAAAGCCACAAUAUACAUCUUAUUUGAACUCUGUUGAAUAUGUACUGGUAAAAUUGUGAUGUUCUGUAGCAUGCCAAAUGCAGAGGUGUAAAUAAAGUCAUUCACUGGGA